AUGGCGGAAACACCGCCACCCCGCAGCGUGCGCGCAGCUACUCCCCCGACUCCCCUCCACGGCGCGCGAUACGACACCUACGAACCAUACUCUCCGCGACGAUCGACUAGAAGCACGGCACACAGCAACCCAUACUCCUCCUUCAACAGCGAUCGCUCCCCGAGAGACCAUCAUCAGCAGGGAAACACUACUCCUCCCGCUACCGUAAAGAAAGCCCGCUUCGCUCGCGCACCCACCCAGCUCUCCUCCCCGCCAUCUUCACCUUCUUCGCCUGUCAAACGGCUUCGCACGACACCUGGAACCUCCAGCGCCCACAAAACACCACGAAAGCAAUCAUUCACCCCACGAAAAGCUGCAAACCACCACUCCGACUCCGACACCUGCGCCCCGUCAUCCUCCAAAGCAGCCACCUUGGCACCAAAUCCCGUCGACCCAACAACAAUGCUCCCCACCCCCUCCAAAACCCCAAACAAAAAGCGCGCCGGUGCCCUGGCCUCUACCGCCCGCAUCCUCAGCUUCCAACCCAAUCACCCGAACGACGUGAUGCCGUCUCCUCACAAGAUGAAGAAGCAAUCGCGCGCAGCGGAGUUCGAUCUCUACGAGGAGGACGCACAGCAGGGUGAGGAGAUACCGAUCUACACGGAUGCGAAUGCGCGCGUACCGGAGAUGGACGAGAGUAUGGACAAUCCUUUCGUGGGACCGAAGCAGGGUCGCAGGCCGCAGGGGGGUAGUGGGAGUAGGCGGACGAGGAAAAGCGAGGAGGAGCAGGUGAGGGAGGAGAGGAUGCAGGAGGCUGUUGCAAGGGAUGAGGGGGUGGUUUAUGUGUUCCGCGGCCGCAAGAUCUUCCGCCGCUUCACACCACCAAACACGCAGGAAGACGACACCAACGACCCAACUCCUACCCCGAACCGCCAGCUCAUGCGAUCCGCAGGCGCCACGGCCCAGCGUCCCUUCACCCGCAGCGCAAUCAAGCCACGGCUCCUCUUCCCAUCUGAAGAGCAGCAGCGUGAACGCGAGCAGGCGGCCAACGAAGUCGACGAGGAGGCCCUAACGGACAUCGAGAUGGCGGAUGCCAGCACCGUGAUCACUCCACCACCGACUGCGACCAGCAAGCGCCGCGCGGGGACGCCGAAGAAGCGGAGUCCGAAGGGUAUGCAGAUCGUGGAGGAAGUAGAGGAGGGUGCGAAUGGUGACGAACUUGAUGAUGUACCGGAGCCCAUGUCUGUAGGCAGUGAGCCGUCCUUCGCGAGUGGUGCAGGAGGAAAGGGCAGAGCUAGCGCGAUGGGCAAGAGUCCCUUCGACACUUGGGCGCGCACGAAGUCGGGCAAGAAGAGGGGUAGUGAGCAGUUGGACGUUGACGAGGGGAUGGGGAAGCGGACGAGGAGUUCGGGGCCAGUGGGUGAGGGAGGGAAGGUGUAA
Messenger RNA from Saxophila tyrrhenica, 1419 nucleotides. RefSeq lists its product as uncharacterized. The record is from RefSeq and is a predicted model, not a curated record. NCBI's taxonomy places the organism in Eukaryota, Fungi, Ascomycota, Dothideomycetes, Mycosphaerellales, Extremaceae. The coding region runs from base 1 to 1419 and encodes 472 amino acids. The transcript has 2 exons.